CUCGAGUGAUUGUAAGUGUGAUGAUCAUCUGCUAAAUGAGCAACAACGACCACAAUUCACUCCUUCAGUCAGUGAAGCUCCCACAGCCGUUCAUGAGAGUUUAAAUGCUGGGGAAUAUUCCCAUCUUCCCACAGGAGAAGAAGCAGCAAGCAGGAGGAAUUACUCCAGGAGAAACUACGGACAUACUAUUGUAAAGAUGGAGAUUAAGGAAGAACCCUGCAGAAUAAAAGAUGAAGAUACAGAGGAACAAAUAGGUCUGAUGGAACAAAGUGAAGUGGAGGAGAAACUCCAUCAGUUUCAGAAACCUCAACAAAACACUCAAAGAAGAGGAGAGAAAUGUUCUUGCACCUGCUCUCAGUGUGGAAAGAGCUUCACAGCUAAAUCAAGCUUGAAGAAGCACAUGAGAAUCCACACCGGAGAGAAACCCUUCACAUGCCGUCAGUGUGGAAAGAGCUUCACAUGGGAAACUAGUCUCAAAAAUCACAUGCUGUUUCACUCAGGAAAAAGAUCAUUCGGCUGUGAUCAGUGUGACAAGACAUUUAUUGUGUCAGAGCACCUGAAAAGACACAUGAAAAUUCAUGCAGACGUGAAGCCUCAUGUGUGUUCUGUUUGUGGAAAGAGUUUUUCACUACUGGAACAUUUAAAAAAGCAUGAGAUUAUUCAUACUGGUGUGAGACCUUAUAUGUGCUUUGACUGUGGAAAGUCCUUUACUGGAUCCAGCUAUUUAAAAUCACACCAGAGAGUUCAUACUGGAGAGAAACCGUACAAGUGCUCACACUGUGGAAAGAGUUUCGCUCUGUCAGGAUCCUUAAAAGAUCAUGAGAGAAUUCAUACUGGAGAGAAACCGUACAAGUGUUCACACUGUGGACAGAGUUUCACCCAAUCUUCUGGUCUACGGUAUCAUGAGGAAAAGCGUUGUCCAAAGUUAUCUAAGUAUCUGGUACAACCAGGCUUGAUCGGGGACGGCCUGCGGAACGUCCGGGAUCCGGACCAGUGUCCCAACCUCCAUGACCGGGCAGCGGUCCACGAAAUGGCCCGGAUCCCCGCAACGCCAACAGGCCGGCCUAGGCUUCCCCGCCGCUCUAGUGGCAGGAAGCGGGUCAAGGAAUUGGCAUGGGGAGAGCGCAGGAACCGCGUCAAGCCCUUCCGGGUGUCCCGGCCCCCCUCCCCUGACGGAACCUCGCGAUCCGGCUGGGCCCUCGGCUCCAGCCCUCCAGCGGGGAGUCUGGGCAAUGCUCAGGAAAUUCAGGGCCUGUAUAAAACCCUCGCGCUCGCAGUCGCAGGUCUCCACGUCUUCCGUUUCCACGAUCUGAUGGAACAAAGUGAAGUGGAGGAGAAACACCAUCAGUUUCAGAAACCUCAACAAAACACUCAAAGAAGAGGAGAGAAAUGUUCUUGCACCUGCUCUCAGUGUGGUAAGAGCUUCACAGUUAAAUCAAGCUUGAAGAAGCACAUGAGAAUCCACACCAGAGAGAAACCCUUCACAUGCCGUCAGUGUGGAAAGAGCUUCACAACUAAAUCAAACUUGAAGAAACACAUUAAAAUCCACACCGGAGAGAAACCCUUCACAUGCCGUCAGUGUGGAAAGAGCUUCACAGUUAAAACAAGCUUGAAGAAGCACAUGAGAAUCCAUACCGGAGAGAAACCCUUCACAUGCCGUCAGUGUGGAAAGAGCUUCCCAUGGGAAACUAGUCUCAAAACUCACAUGCUGUUUCACUCAGGAAAAAGAUCAUUCGGCUGUGAUCAGUGUGACAAGACAUUUAUUGUGGCAGAGCACCUGAAAAGACACAUGAAAAUUCAUGCAGAUGUGAAGCCUCAUGUGUGUUCUGUUUGUGGAAAGAGUUGGUUUCGACUUGACAAAUUAAACAGGCACCUAAAAAUACACAACAGUGUGAGACAUUAUUUGUGCUUUGACUGUGGGAAGACCUUUAUUACCCACAGCGACUUAAAAUCACACCAGAGAGUUCAUACUGGAGAGAAACCGUACAAGUGUUCACACUGUGGAAAGAGUUUCGCUCUGUCAGGAUCCUUAAAAAAACAUGAGAGAAUUCAUACUGGAGAGAAACCGCACAAGUGCUCUUUAUGUGGACAGAGUUUCAGCCGAUCAUCUGGUCUACAUACUCAUAAGAAAAAGCCUUGUCCAAAGUUAUCUAAGUGA
Molecule: messenger RNA, 2158 nt
Organism: Rhinichthys klamathensis goyatoka
Lineage: Eukaryota; Metazoa; Chordata; Actinopteri; Cypriniformes; Leuciscidae
Product: oocyte zinc finger protein XlCOF6-like
Exons: 5
Coding region: 197-2158 (653 amino acids)
Biological process (GO): regulation of transcription by RNA polymerase II
Molecular function (GO): RNA polymerase II cis-regulatory region sequence-specific DNA binding; DNA-binding transcription factor activity
Source: RefSeq, a predicted model, not a curated record